AUGUCUACGACCGCCACUCUCGCCAGCUCGACUCCGGCGCAAGACGAUCCCAGCUUCAUCCCCCGCGGCCCCGUCGACGCCUCCAUCGUCUUCUACCACCCUCCCCCCGACGGCUCCAAACCAUUCUACUACGUCGAAACGCCGCCGCCAGGCGAGCCGCAGCAAAACUACUCCGAAGCCCCCCACUCCGUCUCCCUCACCGACAUCCGCAACCACGAAUCCGACUUCACCCUUGACAAAGACGCCUUCCAGACCCUGCAGCACCUCCCCCCCUCCCGCGCCGACCCUUCCUUCACCGACGACGCCAACAUCAAAGCCGUCUACUACCCAGAAGUCGAAGACCUCAUCCUCACCCACGUCCCCGGCGCCCAACGCGUCUUCAUCUUCGACCACACCGUCCGCCGCAACAAACCCGCCGCCCACCGCACCCCCGUCACCCGCGCCCACGUCGACCAGACCCCUGCCAGCGCCGAGGCGCGCGUGCGCCUCCACCUCCCCGACGAAGCCGACACCCUCCUCCGCUCGCGCUAUCGCAUCAUCAACGUCUGGCGUCCGCUCAACGGGCCCGUGCAGGAAAUGCCGUUGGCGUUUGCGUCCGCGACCUCGGUGGAGCAAGGGGACUUGGUGCCCGUGGAGCAUCGGUAUCCGGACCGCACGGGCGAGACGGCCGCGGUGAGGUUUAAUCCGGGGCAGAAGUGGUAUUAUUGGUCGGGCAUGGGGGAGGGGGAGAGGUUGUUGUUGAAGUGUUCGGAUUCGGGGGAGGGGGUGGUGGGGAGGAGGGUGCCGCAUACGGCGUUUGUGGAUCCGAGGACGCCGGUGGGUGCGAGGGGUAGGGAGAGUAUUGAGGUGCGGUGUUUGGUUUUUGGAUAG
This is a messenger RNA of Uncinocarpus reesii 1704, 870 nucleotides long. RefSeq lists its product as uncharacterized. The transcript has a single exon. Bases 1 to 870 code for a protein of 289 amino acids. The record is from RefSeq and is a predicted model, not a curated record. Gene Ontology annotation, molecular function: oxidoreductase activity. Lineage: Eukaryota; Fungi; Ascomycota; Eurotiomycetes; Onygenales; Onygenaceae.